AUGGAAAAAUUUUUCAAAAGAAAAUCAACUUUUGGGGAUUCAUCUAAUCAAAGUAGUCCCGAAGUGUCAAGUGCAAGGCCUCGUAUUGAAGUAGACAUAGAUGAACUUGAAGUUGAUCCGGGUAAAAGGAAAAAUAUAUAUGAAUAUCAUAUCAAUGAUAGAGAUAUUGUGCAGAGACGGUAUCUACAAAUGGGUCCUUGUCAACCAAAAAAUCAUGUCUUUCCUUCUAGAGUGAUUACGGGUGUUAAUAGGAGAUUUAAUCCUAAAUGGUUUGAAGAUCAUAGCAAUUGGUUGGAGUAUAGUGUAUCUGAAGAUGCAGCAUAUUGCUUAUGUUGUUAUCUAUUCAAAGAUGAAAGUAGUGGACAACAAGCUGGGGGAGAAUCAUUGGUCACAGAAGGAUUCAACAAUUGGAAAAAAGGAUCGGAAAAGUUGCGUGGACAUGUUGGUAAUCAUAAUAGUGUUCACGCAAGGAACGUACAAACUUGUCGAGAUUUAAUGACUCAAGAGCAACACUUACAAGUUUGUGUAUCAAAACACUCGGAGCAAUCGAAACAAGACUACCGUGUUCGAUUGACUUCAUCAGUUAAAUGCAUCCGGUUACUUUUGAGGCAAGGACUUGCUUUUCGUGGAAAUGAUGAAAGUUACGACUCUCUUAAUCGGGGAAACUUCCUUAAACUCUUAAAGUUUCUUGCAGAUAAUAAUGAAGAUGUUGGCAGAGUAGUGAUGCGAAAUGCACCAGAAAAUCACCAAAUGACUUCUCCUUACAUUCAAAAAGAUAUAGUUAAUGCAAUUGCAAGUGAGACAACUGAAAUGAUAAUCAAUGAUCUUGGUGGAGAAUUAUUUGGAAUAAUAGUUGAUGAGUCAAGAGAUAUAUCAGUGAAAGAGCAGAUGAUUGUGUUUAUUCGGUAUGUGAAUUCAAAAUUUCAAGAAUACGAGGCCAAGGCUAUGAUGGAGCAAGUAAUAUGCGAGAUGUUGAUUGAUUCAAUUUCUGCUGAUACAAUUGAAACGGGAAUUGGUUUGAAUCAAGAAGUAGUUUUACAACGUCCUGGUGAUACACGUUGGGGAUCUCAUUAUGGUGCACUUGUGAGCAUUCUGAAAUUAUUUUCUCCGGUGAUUGAUGUUCUUGACGAAUUAAGGCAAGAUCCAAAACAAAGGCUAGAAGCAUUUAGAGUAUUGAAGAAUAUCCUAUGUUUUGAUUUUGUAUUCUUUUUGCACUUAAUGAAGGAUGUUUUAGAAAUUACCAAUGACUUGUCACAAGCAUUACAGAGGAAAGAUCAAAACAUUGUGAAUGCCAUGAGACUAGUUGAUGUCUCAAAACAAAGGUUACAAAUGAUGAGGGAUGAUGGGUGGGAAGCUCUUAAAAGAGAAGUUUCACUAUUUUGCAACAAGAAUGCAAUUUACAUACCUAAUAUGGAUGAAGUUUAUGUAGUUCCUGGAAGACCUCGUCGUAAUGUUGAAGAAAGGACUCAUCUUCAUAGGUACCGUGUUGAAAGGUUUUGUGUGGUCUUAGAUCUACAACUUCAAGAGCUAAACAACCGUUUCAAUGAGAAGAAUACAGAGUUGCUCUUAUGCGUGGCAUGUUUUGAUCCAAGGAAUUCCUUUGCUAUGUUUGAUAAAGAUAAGUUAAUUCGAUUGGCACAGUUCUAUCCAAAUAAUUUUUCUGAUAUUGAACUUGAAUUACUAGAUAACCAACUGCAGAGUUAUUUUAUUGAUGUAAGUUCUGAUCCUGCUUUCUCUAAAUUGGAUGGUAUUGAUGAAUUAGCUCAAAAACGGGUGGAAACGAGAAGACGUUUGGACUAUACGUUAGUGUAUUUGCUUCUAAAGUUGUCUUUGAUCCUACCGGUUGCAACUGCUAGUGUGGAAAGAGCAUUUUCUGCUAUGAAGUUAAUUAAGACAUCUUUACGCAACCGGAUGAGUGAUGAUUUCUUACAUGAUUGCUUAGUGCCAUAUGUUGAAAAUGAUGUUUUUGAUCAAGUUUCAAAUGAAGCAAUUCUACAACGAUUUCAAAAGAUGAGAGAGCGUAGAGGAGUAUUAUCCCGUACUUCAUCAUAA
This is a messenger RNA of Ipomoea nil (Japanese morning glory), 2052 nucleotides long. RefSeq lists its product as uncharacterized. Gene Ontology annotation, molecular function: protein dimerization activity. The coding region runs from base 1 to 2052 and encodes 683 amino acids. Lineage: Eukaryota; Viridiplantae; Streptophyta; Magnoliopsida; Solanales; Convolvulaceae. The record is from RefSeq and is a predicted model, not a curated record. The transcript is spliced from 3 exons.